Molecule: messenger RNA, 1316 nt
Organism: Hyla sarda
Lineage: Eukaryota; Metazoa; Chordata; Amphibia; Anura; Hylidae
Exons: 3
Coding region: 300-1316 (338 amino acids)
Source: RefSeq, a predicted model, not a curated record
GCCUCAUGUGCUCCGCGUCUGCAUGGGUGAUAAAUUCCUCCCCAACCCCCGGACAUUCCUGGACCUGGAGCCGCCCGGGGAGAGGAGAAAGUAAAGACAAGAGACUGGUGAACUGGUUCUUCAAACAUCACUAGACUGAUUUGAAGUGGGCCACUACCUAGAGAGGGAGAGUACCGGUGGACCUCACCCACAGCACACCCCUGUUCCCCACACCUCACAACACCACUCAGUAUUUAGUGCCGAGGAAAGGUCACAGGUGUAUUAAAACGAAAAGUCCUCUAGAGGUUGUCCUUCUCCUUAUGUCCCCUACAAUGCAGAUGUUACCAGGUAUUGGUUUUGUUCUCCUGGUCCUACCAUGUGUUUUAUCAAGAGACAUUUUUAUAACAACCAGUGGUGGGGUUUGCACAUCGCCAUGUUCUAAUAAUGGUGAUCAAUUUUACUGGUACUGGCAAAAGGGCUAUAAAGGUAGCUGGAACUACUGUUCUACAUCAGAUCAAUGGGAUUACCAAGGUAAUCCAUGUCAGUCACCCUGUAAAUCUGAUGGUUCCAGCUAUACAUGGUGCAAAAUUUACAAGAGUUGGAGCUACUGUGGAUAUAUCACAGAAGUGUUUGAGACACAUUAUACAAGAUAUGAACAGGCGUGUGUAACUGACUGUGAUAAACGUGGUGACUAUUUUCUAUGUACAGAUUCUCUAAAUAGGUAUGACUAUUGUUCUCCAUCCUUUGAUGUGACUAUGAAAGGAGAGCCAUGUCGUAAAGAUCACCUUUGUGGUUCCUAUGGGAAAUCUUAUUUUUGGUGUUACACAGAUGAAUCUAAUAACUGGGGUUACUGUGGAAAAAUAACUGGUGAUUGUAAAAACACUUAUCAUUUUUCACAUCGAAAAAAACGUGAAACUGAAGAGGAGGUCUGCAGAGUUGAAGACCAUGGAAACAGACGCGUGACAGUUCUUAUAGCAUAUCAAGAAUCCAGAUUUCGUCAACCAAAUCGAAAUCAAUUUAUGGAGGCUUCCCAUGUUAUCAACAUGAUAACUGCCAGUACUGUCUUUACUUCUAGCGCUGGCACAAUGUUUACCUAUAAUUCUGUAAGACUUGAUAUGCAAGGUACUUUUAUGCAUGAAGGUGUGAGGUAUGUUAACCUGCAAGUACAAUUAAAUGGUCAAAGACAAGGCCAAUCAAGUGUUUGCCAAGCAUGUUUCCCUUUAGAUUUGGAUGUUAGCCGUUAUUUUAGAUAUAUAAGAAGGGCCCUACAAACUAGCUUGCGGGGUGUUUACCAUGGAGAUCCAGUGAGAGUUUUUAUAUUCAUUGAAGAUAUUUAA